GAGGGAGAGAUAACUUUCUCCCAGCAAGCCUGUCUCGCCACUCACCUCACGCUGCGGCGGCCGCGUCGUCUGCAGAUCACCCCAGUGUGAGGAGGACGCCAGCCAGGUGACAACAUGGAGAUUCAAAAGCUGGACAUCUACAAUGCCAAGAGUGGCAAGUUUGUCACAACCCUUCAGGGGAAUCUUGGAAUUUGAUAUAGCCUAUGGCACAUUGGAUCCCAAAGAGGGUUCACACAAAAAGCCAAGCAGUUCUGUCCAGUCUGAAGUGCACAAAAACAAGACACAGCUGCGAGGCUCCAGUACAGUGUUGGAUGUGAAGAAGAGUCUCCACCAGCAGAAGAAGGUGUUGUACCCAGAGCGCCAGGAGGUUAGGAUGGAGCAGAAAGGGAAAAGUCUGAAGGACAGUGACACCCUGCAGCAGCUUGGCAUCAAGACCAAGGAUGACAGGCUGUAUGUCAAGGACCUCGGCCCACAGAUUGGGUGGACAACAGUAUUCUUCGCUGAGUAUGCUGGCCCUCUGGUGAUCUACCUUUGGGUGUACCAGCGACCAUGGCUUUUCUAUGGGGACAGGGCUGGUGAUGUCCUCCCCACAUCUCUUUGUACUCAUAUUGCUGCUGGCUGCUGGACCUUCCACUAUGCCAAGCGUCUGCUAGAGACUCAGUUUGUGCAUCGGUUCUCUCACAGCACCAUGCCACUCUUCAAUCUCUUCAAGAACUGCUCCUAUUAUUGGGGCUUUACUGCCUAUGUGGCUUACCAUAUCAAUCACCCACUAUUUACUCCACCUUCCACCACACAAUUAUAUGUCUCCCUGGCUGCCUUCCUGCUGUGUGAAUUUGGAAACCUGAGCAUACAUUUGGCCUUGAGGAACCUGCGACCUCCUGGCUCUAAGGAGCGAAAGAUCCCUUACCCAGAUGGAAACCCAAUGACUAAGUUGUUCAAUGCUGUGUCUUGUCCCAACUACACUUAUGAGUUUGGCUCUUGGCUGGCCUUUACCACCAUGACACAGUGCCUGCCAGCGGGACUUUUUGCACUUGCUGGGUUCUACCAGAUGGCAGUGUGGGCACUGGGCAAACACCGUGCUUACAAGAAGGAUUUCAAAAACUAUCCCCCAAGGAAAGCCAUUCUUCCCUUCCUUCUGUAAGGGGGCUGAUGAAGGGAUCAGAAAUAUGAAGUGAUUAACUCUCAGAAGGAUGAGUAGUGAUUGCUUGUGUGCCAGGAAGUCAGGAUAGGUAAAUCUGUGCCCUCAUGUUGCUUAAAGCAUAACAGGUGCAUGAAGGAAUGGAAGAAUGAGUGGCUCUAGUAAAAUAAAUACAUGUAUUGUAUUUUAUUUAAUUCAAUUUUCAUGUGUGGAAUAAAGUGAAUGAAUAUACAUAUGAAUGAAUAAAUGUAUGUUUAAAAGAAAGAAACAAACAAAACAUAAAAAAAUGCUUUAUGUAACCUAUGUAUUUCUCACACAAAUUACUUAUAAAACUUGUGAUUGUCUCUUAAGAAAUAAAGUGUUCCCUGAAAA
Molecule: messenger RNA, 1510 nt
Organism: Scylla paramamosain (green mud crab)
Lineage: Eukaryota; Metazoa; Arthropoda; Malacostraca; Decapoda; Portunidae
Gene: Sc2
Product: probable very-long-chain enoyl-CoA reductase art-1
Exons: 8
Coding region: 143-1141 (332 amino acids)
Biological process (GO): very long-chain fatty acid biosynthetic process
Molecular function (GO): oxidoreductase activity, acting on the CH-CH group of donors; protein binding
Source: RefSeq, a predicted model, not a curated record